Thlaspi arvense is the source of this 609-nucleotide messenger RNA. The record is from the annotation of a GenBank genome assembly. Lineage: Eukaryota; Viridiplantae; Streptophyta; Magnoliopsida; Brassicales; Brassicaceae.
AUGAAGUUGAGAGGAUCAAUGGGUGGGAUCUCUGAGUUUAAGACAGAACCAAGAUCAAUGCUUUGUGGGGUUUUGUUUCUCUUGACACUUGUGGUUUGGACAACAAAAAAAUUGAACGAUGGUCAGGUCCUCAUGGAGUUAAAGAACAGAGGAUUUCAAGAUUCGUUGAACCAUUUGCACAACUGGAACAAAAAUGACAAGACACCGUGUAAUUGGAUAGGUGUGCAUUACAGCUCAAAUGGCAAUAACACUAGUAAUCUGGUGGUGACAUAUCUUAAUCUGAGCUCCAUGAAUCUCACUGGUACAUUAAGCCCAUCCAUCGACAGCUUACAUAACUUGGUCUAUCUUAACCUCACGUAUAACGGGUUAACCGGAGAUAUUCCUCCGGAGAUUGGAAACUGUUCGAAGCUGGAGGUUAUGCUAUUGAACAACAACCAGUUUGGUGGUUCUAUCCCGGUUGAGAUCAGGAAGCUGUCGUAUUUGAGAAGCUUGAACAUUUGCAAUAACAAGUUCUCAGGUCCUUUGCCUGAAGAGAUUGGUGACUUAUACAAUUUGGAAGAGCUUGUGGCUUAUACUAACAACUUGACCAGUCCAUUGCCUCGUCUAUAG